AAUAAACAAGUCACUCGGCCACCCGCAAACGACACCGAUCUUCUUCUCCGGCAAGGGUUUCGAACGAGUUUCGUCCUCGCUUCCUUCGCUUUCUUCUUCUUCUUCUUCUUCCUGCAAUCCGGCAGGCCUGCAAAUCGUAAAGCAAACGAGCGGGUUCGGUUCGGCGACUCCGUGUCAGACCCUCUUCCUCACGCUUCACCGUCACCCGAACCUGCCCCCUGCUCUCCCUCGGGGCGCGGGGCUCCGAAUUCACGCUCCUUCGCCCCGACUCCAUGGCUGCUUCUCACAGCCACCUCGACGAGGACGACGAUUUUGGAGGAGACUUAUCCGGGGCUCACAAUGCUAGGCGUUCAGGUAAUAAGAGGACUUUUGGAGACAUUGAGGACGAUGAAGACGACCUCUUUGGAUCCAAGAAGGGUAAUACAAAAGCCGAAGAAAAUGCCCCUGGUGCAGCUACAGGAAUGAUAUUGUCACUUCGUGAGAGUCUUCGGAACUGUAAUGAUACUCUAACGACAUGCCAAACAGAACUGGAAGCUGCAAAAUCUGAGAUUCAGAAGUGGCAUUCUUCAUUCCAAAAUGAGUCCUUCAUACUUUCUGGGACAUCUCCUGAACCCAAGGUGAUAAUCAGCUACCUUCAGACGCUUAGAUCUUCAGAAGAGGCAUUGAGAGAGCAGCUGGAAAAGGCAAAGAAAAAGGAAGCAGCUUUGAUAGUAACAUUCGCAAAACGGGAGCAGGAGAUAGCUGAGUUAAAGUCUGCUGUUCGAGACUUAAAAGCACAACUCAAGCCCCCAUCUAUGCAGGCAAGGCGGUUAUUGUUAGAUCCAGCAAUUCAUGAAGAGUUUACCCGUCUGAAGAACUUGGUAGAGGAGAAGGACAAGAGGGCGAAGGAGUUGCAGGAUAAUAUCGCAGCUGUUAGUUUCACUCCACAGAGCAAGAUGGGUAAGAUGCUCAUGGCUAAAUGCAGGACCCUUCAAGAGGAAAAUGAGGAGAUUGGGAAUCAAGCAGCUGAGGGAAAGAUGCAUGAUUUAGCAAUGAAACUGGCUUUACAAAAGUCGCAGAAUGCAGAGCUGCAGAGUCAAUUCAAAGGAUUAUAUAAACACAUGGAAGGACUCACAAAUGACGUUGAAAAGUCGAAUGAAAUGGCGCUUAUAUUGCAAGAGAAGCUGGAAGAGAAGGAUCAGGAGCUGAGAAGAUUAAAGAACGAGCGGCGGCAGAAAAAUGUGCCUGAUGCAAUGAGCGACAAAGCUCCUGUUAAAGAGGAGAAUCAAGGUGUUGGUGACUGACUGGGAAGCAAAGAAAUCGGACUCUCGUUUAUUCUGUUUCUUUGUCUAUCCCCAGUCGUCUUGUUUGUACAUUAUCAUCGUUAUAUUUUUCUCGCAAGAAUCUCGAGUGGAGCAUACACCUGUAAUGUAACCGUUACCUUCUUCAUGUUAUUCAUCCCUUGUGUAUGAAAAGUAGUCAGAAAUAAGAAACACCACGUCAAACGUAAUGAUUCUA
This is a messenger RNA of Eucalyptus grandis, 1497 nucleotides long. Its product is annotated as FKBP12-interacting protein of 37 kDa. Gene Ontology annotation, biological process: regulation of alternative mRNA splicing, via spliceosome. The coding region runs from base 273 to 1283 and encodes 336 amino acids. NCBI's taxonomy places the organism in Eukaryota, Viridiplantae, Streptophyta, Magnoliopsida, Myrtales, Myrtaceae. Gene Ontology annotation, cellular component: nucleus. The transcript has 14 exons. The record is from RefSeq and is a predicted model, not a curated record.